This is a messenger RNA of Sphenostylis stenocarpa, 570 nucleotides long. The record is from the annotation of a GenBank genome assembly. Lineage: Eukaryota; Viridiplantae; Streptophyta; Magnoliopsida; Fabales; Fabaceae.
AUGACAAAGGACAAAGUUAUUGAAAUCUCGGACAGUGAGACUGAAAGCAGCACUGGCAGCACCGCCAGCACCACCAGCAACGCCAUCAGACCCUCAAAACAUUUCAAUCAAACAAUAACUAACCCAACCUAUAAGCGUCGUUCCUCCCCACCAUCACCGCCGCCAACACGACAAAAAAAACCUACAAAGACCCUUGCAAGGGUGCUUCCUCCACCAUCUCCACCAAAGCCUUUCAGAGCCGUUGCAACUGUGAUUCCCUCGCCACCACCUUCAAACGCUAACAUAAUGCUGCCGAUCCCACCACGAUCAACAGCGUUGCAGAUCCACAGGAACUCUGGUGGAAGUGGGUCCCACCAACAUCACCGUCACCAUCCUUAUCUGAGGCAGAUCGAUCACCCCGCACAGAGAACCGUGGAUUUUCUGUCACCACUGGAGGCAAACCUUUCCGCACCGGUUCAAGUUCCGAGGGAAAACCCUCCGAGCAAUGAAAGGCUCGUGGAAUGGGCAUCCUCGCUUACCCUUGGAAAUGGAAGAAGGGUGCCUGUGGAGUUGAAACUGAAACUUAACUGA